UGAAGAGGACCUUUUCAGGUGUCUUUCAUACUCUGCAAGAAUUGGGCAAUAAAAGAAUCAAAUUAAUCGACAAUUUUUUAUCGAACGGUUUGGAGUUGUCUUUCCAAUGAAUGACGAACCAAAUGAACAGUGUCUUCUCAUCAUCAACAAGGAUUUGGACGGAAUUAUUCGAGAAGCCAACAUCGUCGACCCAAAGAAAUUUGGUUUUUCGCUACCGGAAGAUGUGCCGUUUGAAGACCUAAGUAACAUGCGAAGUGGCAUCCUAUGCUCCAACUCAUCCAGCAGUGGUGGCAGUAACGGCGCCAUGCCGUCCACCAUCAGCCAGACCUCGGGUGGUAUCCUGAAGUCCGAAUCGAAAGUCGGUAUGUUGGCAGCCAUGAAACUCAAGAAGUUGUACGGUGUCGUUCGCGUUUUCAACGCCGGAAAGGUAACGUUUCGAAUUCGCAACGUCUUCCGUAAAGCAGACAAAACCAAGAAGGAUUGGUUUCAACAACCGCCUUUUCAUCCAGUUGUGCCCAAGAAGUGUCUUAGCUGCCAAAAUGGUUCCGCAUCAAGUUCUGGCUGUUUGGUCUCACCAUUACCGUUGUGGAGAUCACAAGAAUAGUUUUGCAUAGUAAGAGCAAAAUAAAUAUACUGGCUCGCACAAACAAGGAAGAAGGCUUGCCAAAUUGUGAGUUCUGGUUGAAAUAUCACAAAGAACGCAGAAAUGGGCUAGUCACAUGACAGGAAGAGUAGACAAACUGGAAACUGGAAACUGAGUCAAGAUUUGACCCGACGACGAAAUUUUUGACGACCCGACGACGAAUGAAAAUAACAAGGAGGCCUGCACCUUCUUCGCCAGUGCUUCGUCUCUUUUCCGUAUUUUUUCUCUCGUCUCGUCCACGAGCUUUAAUCUUAUAUCAUGCUUAUAUAGUGAGAAUUCCUUUUUUUUUUUUUCUAACGGAUCGCCCUAGAGGUAAG
Molecule: messenger RNA, 960 nt
Organism: Daphnia magna
Lineage: Eukaryota; Metazoa; Arthropoda; Branchiopoda; Diplostraca; Daphniidae
Exons: 3
Coding region: 107-604 (165 amino acids)
Source: RefSeq, a predicted model, not a curated record